AUGGCUUCAGAAACUCAGGAAACUCAGGAACAGAACGAUGAGGCUUUGAACCUUGGUGAAGAUUACAUGACUGGUGAUGAGGAUAUGGAUCCAGAUGAAGAGAACCCAGUAGAAGAAGCUGAUUCCAUAGUGAGUACAUCUGUGAAUCGAGGGAGAGGUAACAAUAGACGCAAGAAAUCUAAGUGUUGGAAGAGUUUUAAGGUCUUAGGGACGUAUCCUGAUGGGAAAAAGGAUGUUCAGUGUCGCCAUUGUGAGCAUAUUUACUGCUUAGAUCUGCGUAGUGGAACCAAUACUAUGUUGCGUCACAUGAGAGUAUGCUCAAUGACUCCUGGAUGUGGAAAUAGGAAGUUGGAUAUGAUGGUAUUCCGGGAAAUGAUUGCAGUAGCAAUCAUUGAGCAUAAUCUGCCUUACUCUUUCGUUGAAUACAGAAGGAUCAGGGAAGCUUUUGUCUAUGCGAAUUCGUCUAUAGAGUUUUGGUGUAGAAAUACAGCUGUAGCAGAUUGUCUUAGGAUAUUUGAGAAAGAAAAAAGGAAACUCAGGGAGAGUUUAAGUGAUAUUCCUGGUCGGUUUUGCUUGACAACUGAUCUGUGGAGAGCAAUCACAGUAGAGGGUUACAUGUGUUUGACUGCCCACUACAUUGACAGAGGCUUCAAUUUGAAGGCAAAGAUCUUGUCUUUCUGUGUGUUUCCUCCUCCACAUACUGGUGCUGCUAUAGCUUCAAAGGUGAUGGAGAUUUUGAAAGAAUGGGGUCUAGAGAAGAGAGUGUUUACUAUCACUGUGGACAAUGCUUCAUCAAAUGAUAACAUGCAGGGAGUUCUCAAGAGGCAGAUGCGAAAAAACUUGGUAUGCAAUGGAGAGUUUUUUCACAUUAGAUGUGUUGCUCAUAUUCUGAAUUUGAUUGUGCAAAGUGGCUUGACUGUGAUUGAAGAAGCUUUGGAGAAAAUCAGAGACAGUGUGAAGUUUGUGAAGGCCUCUGAGUCUAGAGAGAAGUCAUUUCAGGAUUGUGUGGAAGUUGUGGGGAUUAGGGAAGAUAUAGCUAAGGCAGGACUGGUUUCAGAUGUGACAACUAGAGCUGAGUAUGUGAGCAAUCCAUCUGAGGAAGAGUGGAGAAGAGCCGAGAGUAUUUGUGAGCUAUUGUGUCCAUUCGCAGAGAUGACAAAGAUGAUCUCAGGAUCAACUUAUCCUUCUGCGAAUUUGUACUUCAUGCAAGUCUAUAUCAUUGAAAGUUGGCUGAAAACAAAUGAGUUCUCUUAUGAUGAGGUGAUCCAAGAGAUGGUGGGAAGUAUGAAGGAGAAAUUCGAUAAAUAUUGGGAGGAAUACAGUGACAUACUUGCAAUUGCUGCUGUAUUAGAUCCUCGGCUCAAGUUCAAGUGCUUAGAGUAUUGCUUCCAUUCCCUAGAUCCAACCACUAGCAAAUCCAGAGUGGAUAAUGUGAGAAAGAAGAUGAAGAAAUUUUUUAGUGUGUAUUCCAAAAACACCAAUGGAACUGGAGAAGAAAGUUCUGAAAGAAACACAAAUAUUCUUCCUGGAUAUGAAGGUUUCUAUGCUUUUUUUUCUCAAGCAACAGGUGGUAAUGCAAUGUCUUCUCUAGACAAAUAUCUAGAGGAGUCAGUGUUGGAUAUGGUUGCAUUUCCGAAUUUUGAUGUUAUAGGCUAUUGGAAGGACAACGCAAACCGUUUUAAGGAUUUGGCUAAGAUGGCAUGUGAUGUAUUGAGCAUCCCUAUUACCACUGUAGCUUCGGAGUCUUCAUUUAGCAUAGGAAGUAGAGUGCUAAAUAAGUAUAGGAGUUCUCUUCUUCCUUCAAAUGUGCAGGCCUUGAUCUGUGCAAGGAACUGGCUUCGCGGUUUUGAAGAGAUUGAUGAUGAGUUUGAGUUCUCUAAGUUUGAGGAAGACAAGAACCAAGGAGAAGAAGAUUAA
This is a messenger RNA of Microthlaspi erraticum, 1917 nucleotides long. NCBI's taxonomy places the organism in Eukaryota, Viridiplantae, Streptophyta, Magnoliopsida, Brassicales, Brassicaceae. The record is from the annotation of a GenBank genome assembly.